AUGGAAGCAAUACUCGAUCUCAUCUAUAAAGUCAGUUCUGGCAUAAUCCUCUUCUUCUCACUGAUGUCCUUGUUCAUCUGCUCCUUAUGGCACAUCUUCAUAGUUAACCUAUUCGGGAAUGAUCAGGCUUCAAGAGAAACAAAAAGUACUGACACUAAAAUUAAGUCUCAACCAAAUGAAAAAUUCCAAAAACACAAGAGAACUGUCUCCACUACUCCUUUGCAAAAUGAGGUCGACCAAGAAAUAGAUUUGGAAUUGGAUACUUUAAACAAUAUCGAAUUCGAUCAUACCAUCACAAACCCUAAUGAUGAAAAAUUAAGAAAACAGAGAUCGGAAAAUAUUGAAAACCCAUUCCAUGACGUCUUGGACCUAGAAGAUACAAAUCUAGUGCCCGAUUUGAACUAUUACUAUAACCAAUACGAUAUUGAAAUUGAGAAUUUUGAAUUGACCACUGAAGAUGGAUUCGUCAUCGAAUUAUGGCAUAUGAAGAAUAGAAAUGAAAAUCUAAGUGUUAAAAGGAAACCUUUAUUGUUAUUGCAUGGACUGCUACAGAGCUGUGGGUCUUUUGCUUCUUCUGGACGUAAAAGUUUAGCAUAUUUUUUCAAUGAAUCAGGUUAUGACGUCUGGUUAGGUAAUAAUAGAUGUGGAUUUAACCCCAAAUGGAGCACCGAGUCAAAUAAAAGUGGAAGAUCUAAGUGGAAUUGGGAUAUAAAUGAUAUGGUUAAAUAUGAUCUAAAACUAUUGGUCGAACAAGUUAUAGAACGGACAGGAUAUCCCAAGAUUACUUUAAUAGCACACUCGCAAGGUACCACCCAAGGGUUUAUGGGAUUGGUAAAUGGAAAGAAACUAUAUGAAAAUGAUGAGUUUUCGUUAAAUGAUAAACUAGAGACAUUUGUAGCAUUAGCCCCAGCGGUAUACCCUGGUCCAUUAUUGCAUGAAAAGAUAUUUGUGAAAUUGAUGGCAAAAGGUAUCGAUCAUCCUAUGAUAUUUGGUAAUAGAUCGUUCAUGCCAUUUAUGAUCACAAUGCGUGAUAUAUUAGUUGGAUGGAGAAUAUUUUCAUAUUUAUCAUACAUUAUGUUUAACUAUAUGUUUGAUUGGAAUGAUUAUCUGUGGGAUAAAAAAUUGCGUGAUAGACAUUUUUUAUUUUCACCAGUUAAUAUAUCAGUUAAUUUAAUGAAAUGGUGGUUGAGCAGUAAACAAUUGAGUUUUAAACAUGGGUAUCAUAAGAUAUUUCCUCAAGAUAGACGAUGGAUAGAAGAGAAAGGACCUAGGAUAUUGUUGUUUGUACCACGCCAAGAUAGGUUAGUCGACGGUAAGCAAUUGAUCAAUCAUUUCAUUGAGCACGAGGAUCAUUCCAAGUACAAGAUAUGGUAUAUCGAUGAGUAUUCCCAUUUGGAUGUGUUAUGGGCGCAUGAUGUGAUUGAACGUAUCGGCAAAGAGAUAUUGGAAGAGAUAGGUCAAUAA
Molecule: messenger RNA, 1464 nt
Organism: Vanderwaltozyma polyspora DSM 70294
Lineage: Eukaryota; Fungi; Ascomycota; Saccharomycetes; Saccharomycetales; Saccharomycetaceae
Exons: 1
Coding region: 1-1464 (487 amino acids)
Biological process (GO): lipid metabolic process
Source: RefSeq, a predicted model, not a curated record